This is a messenger RNA of Pyricularia pennisetigena, 1464 nucleotides long. RefSeq lists its product as uncharacterized. Gene Ontology annotation, cellular component: membrane. The coding region runs from base 1 to 1464 and encodes 487 amino acids. Gene Ontology annotation, biological process: transmembrane transport. Gene Ontology annotation, molecular function: transmembrane transporter activity. NCBI's taxonomy places the organism in Eukaryota, Fungi, Ascomycota, Sordariomycetes, Magnaporthales, Pyriculariaceae. The transcript has 4 exons. The record is from RefSeq and is a predicted model, not a curated record.
AUGGUGGAAUCCACAGUUCCUCGCCAAAAAUGGUGGAGGAUUCAGUGGUAUUCGGAUGACGACACGCCCGAGGAGCGUCGCUUUAUCAUCAAGCUCGACAUGGUUGUCGUUCCGUACGCCGUCCUGGCCUACUGGGUAAAAUACAUCGACCAGGCAAAUCUCAACAAUGCUUAUGUCGCCGGCAUGAAAGAGGAGCUCAACUUCCAGGGAAACGAGCUCGUUCAACUGCAGACCAUGUACACGAUAGGUGCGGUGGUUGGGAUGGUCCCGUUCAUGUUCCUGUUCACGUACAUCCCCAUGUACUGGUCCAUCCCAUUCAUGGACGUUAUGUGGGGUCUUUUUACACUGCUUCAAUACCGCGCCCAGAGCUUUGGUGAGAUGGCCGCGUACCGUUUCCUGGUUGGAUUCUUUGAAGCUGCCUUCUUUCCGGCGAUGCAUUACGUCUUUGGUUCCUGGUAUCGCGGACACGAGAUUGCCCGCCGUGGUGGACUUUUCUAUACCGGCCUCAACCUGGGGACUCUGACCGCCGGGCUGGUGGCAGCAGGGGCUUCGCAUCGCCUCGAGGGCGUCAACGGGCUCUCGGGCUGGCGAUGGAUGUACAUCAUCUGCGCACUCAUCACGUUCCCCGUCGGAAUCAUGGGCUAUUUCCUCCUCCCCGGCACCAUCGAGCAGCCCAACCGCUGGGUCCUCAACGAAAAGGACAUUCAGAUCGGCAGGGAUCGCCUCGAGCGCAACGGCCACGUCACGGCAGGCAAGUUCAAGGUGGGAAACCUGAAAAAGAUCCUUUUGAGCCCGCGUUUCUGGACAGUCGUCCUGGUCGACAUCCUCUUCUGGAACGCAGGCAUUCACAAAACGACCGGCAGCUUCCUUCUCUGGAUCAAAAGCCUGGGCCGGUACAGCCCUGCGCAGAUCAACGAGCUGGGAACCAUCGCCCCGGCCCUCGGCAUCCUUUAUAACCUGCUGGCCUGCUUCGCCUCGGAUCUCAUACUCGGUCCGGCCUGGGCCAUCACGGCGUCCUCGCUGCUGAACGCUUCUGGCCUCGUCAUCCUCGUUAUCUGGGACGUGCCCGAGGCUGCGAUGUGGUACGGUUUUUCCACCAUGUAUUGGGCCAACGCCUUGUCGAGCGUCCUGCACGGUUGGGUGAACACGCUGCUGCGCGACUCGCCGGAGGAGCGGUCUUUUACCCUCGUCGUCAUCACCAUCAUCGCCCAGUCGUCCACCGCCUGGACUCCCCUGCUGACUUUCCCCACCGUCGAAAGCCCACGGUUCCCCAAGGGAUUCAGCUUCUGCCUGGCUUGCGCCUUGGCGUUGGUGGCGGCGACGCAUGUGCUUGAUGUUUAUCUCAAACGACAGGAGGCAUACAAAGCGCGAGUUACCGCCAGCGGGGAGGAUGCCCAGAGUGAUGGGGCAUCUACUGAAGGGACUCCAGGCACAAAAGUUACUGUGGGAAAAGACGUAAAGUAG